Messenger RNA from Coregonus sp. 'balchen', 13507 nucleotides. NCBI's taxonomy places the organism in Eukaryota, Metazoa, Chordata, Actinopteri, Salmoniformes, Salmonidae. The record is from the annotation of a GenBank genome assembly.
AUGGAGGAGAUCCGACACCUGCGCUGCGGCGUGGUUACUCUGCUGUGCCAUGACUACGGAAUGAUCGACGACGCCGUCUACUUCACCACUGGAGAGGUGCUAGGAAGGGUGCCGCUCAGGGUCGGGGAUGCCGUCAAUGGCCUGGCAGUACGAGAUCAUGCCCAAGGAGGGUUGAGAGCACUGAGGGUGAGACACUUUGACCAAGGCCUCACUUUUACCAGUAUGUUUUGUUAUGUAUGAAGAUGAGUCCUUGUCUGUGUCUGAUUACUUUCCAUACCCUGUAUCCUGUCCUUCCUUACCAUAAACAGAUGAAAUGACUAGGCUAUAGGUUUCAACAAAAUUCCUCACAACAGGCAUGGGACACUUCAAAUCACCAGUUGUCAAUGACUAGAGACUAGGAGGACAGGAGGCUGUUGAAGUGUAUUCCGACACAUCCGUUAUUUGUCAUUUUGCCUCCUGUUUAGUCUGCGUUCUUGUCCCUCAGGUGGAGAAGAAUGCGGAGAGGAAUGCUACAUCCAUUUUUGGAUGUAGCAUUUGUAAAUGUGAACAAACACUGUAUAGCUCAACAUGGUUCAAACAAAUAUUUAUAUCAUGGAUGGUCAGUCCUUACAUCCAGCGAUUUGUCUAUACCCUCAGCUUUCUACCAAAACAGUGGCGGGGUUGCCACUUUGUUAUUGUUUGAACUUUUGUAACACAGUCAUACAUAGCACAUUAAUAAUUGAUGCUGUAUAUCGUAUUGUGUACAUAUCAGUUGUGUUACUAUACAUUACCUCCCCUAAUUACUUGUUAUUUUUGAUAGAUUUUUGACUACUAUUGAUAUUGUACUGCAAUGUUGAGGGAGCUAACACGAAAGCAUUUCACCGCACCUUUUAUACCUACUGUAAACUGUAUACAUAAUUUUUUUCUUACAAAAAUGUAACUGCAGUUUGCCACUUUAAAGGCUGAUAAUGAAUUAUGACUCGGCCACUAACCUCCACCUUUACUCUAGCCUUUUUCCUCUGACAGUAUGAAUGCUGCCAGGACUAGGUCAAUCCCAGAGGCGGAAAUCAAUAGUCUCCUGGAGGACAAGGGGACCUGGUGGUCAGCGACAAGAGACACUUCGGGACUGGGAGAGAGCCGGGAGCUGGUGGUCUUGUCGCUGACCACCAGGUCCCCCUUGUCCUCCAGGAGACUAUUGAUUUCCGCCUCUGGGAUUGACCUAGUACUGGCAGCAUUCAUACAGUGUCUACCUGUCUUAAAUGACAUAGAACCACCCUGUAAAUCUGUAAAUACCCUGAUGUGUUGAUUUUAAUAACAUUUAAGCACCUUUUGUAGCACCAUUGUCCUACCAAGAGUUGCUGAAUAUCAUUUUAUUGUGAGUUUUAUCCACCAAAUCAUGGCACAUAUACAUUUUCUAUUGACAGGAACCAAGACUCAGAGACCCAUAGACUGAACAGAGGAGCAGUUCACCCUAGGUACUGUGACAGACCCACCGGUACAAAGAAAUGGAGUCCUACAGCACCCUGCUCUAACACAGAUCCUAUAUGGGAGUAUUCAGGGCCUAUCCGGAAAGCGCACCCCCAUAGUGGGCCCUGUCUAGCCCCGGUCCAGGCUUCCCGGGCCUCUAGGUCUACUGGGCCUACUGCACUGCUCAAUAGUGUUGGGAAGGAGAUGAGCGAGAUCGAUGGAGAUGUGGUUGUAGAGAAUGGCGAGGCUCAUCAGGACACUGUUCACAAGCCUGCCGUACAAACAGAGGAGAGAGAUGUGGAGAUCGUACCAGGGGAGAAGUUAUCUGUGAAAGUGGGCUGCCGAGCCAAUUAAGUCAUGCUUAGCUAGCCACUACAACAUAAAUCUGCUACAGUCAUCAAUUUCUGGUGGCAUCACAUGUAUAAUGCUCUCUUACAUUUUUGUCAUUUAGCAGACGCUCUUAUCCAGAGCGACUUACAGUUAGUGAGUGCAUACAUUUUCAUACUGGCCCCCCGUGGGAAUCGAACCCACAACCCUGGCAUUGCAAAUGCCAUGCUCUACCAACUGAGCUAUUAUCUGACUGAAUCAAUUUCUUAUGGACAUUCAGGUUUUUGAAACAAUGAUUUGUGUCCCUCCAUCCUACUCUAGGAACUUGAGGCGUUGUGCAGAGCUGCUGCUGCACUUCCCCUCUUUCACCAUCGGGAGGCGCCUUUCGGUCACAGUAGGCAGUAAAGAGGAGAGUGUUCUCCAGCCAUUGGCUCCCUACUGCCCGGCAGCCCCACUGCCCCCUCCUCAGGCUGCCCAGGUGGUCACUGUGAUGGCUUCACAUCCACCUCACUGUCUCUGUUCUGUACUUUGUAAUGAAGUACAGUAUGUUCGGCCUACUAACCACAUUUCCCUAUGGAAUAAAGAUAAUCUUGAUUACACUGUCCACCAACGUUCUGUAUAAUCAGAAAUGCUUCCCCCCCCCCUAUCCUAGUUACUGUACCCUUGUUGGACAUGUUGAAUGAUGACAGUUUGGUCCACAUUGUUGAAUUACACCUCUCUCCUGUGUAGCUAGAUAAAGUCACUAGCCUAUGACUUCUUAUUUUGUAUUUCACAGGCCACCUACCUAACUUCCUGGGUAACUACCCCGUGCCCCAAGCUCUAUGGGACUGUAUGAUGUUCUGGUGGCCGAGCCAUGUCUAGGAGAGGUAAGGGAGAAUCAAGUUGGCUCAAGUCUUCUAUCAUCAAUGGAAGGCUUUAUUGCCACCUGCCUACAGGAAUUUGGCUCUGAUUGGUUUCAAUUAAACAAUCUUAUUGGGAGGCUCUUGAUUUUGAUAUGGAGGCCUUUGCACUUCUACUGGAAAAUAAUCUAGGGGAACACCAGAUCAGCUUCUCUCUCUCUCCCCCCCCCCCCCUCCCCCUCAGUCUCUCUCUGCCAGACUCUGUCGGCGGCUAACGUGCGUUUCCGUUUCUCGUUCCUGCUGUGGCUGGAGGAGCUGCAGGCUGAGAGGGAGCUGAGGGAGUUCAGGAUCACUGGAGCCCUCCUCAGGAGAGGAGUUGUCUACCUUAACCUGGAGGUGCUGGGCCUAGCUGAGGGCAGGCCUCUUCAUUGGUAUGUGUUUAGUCCUAUAAUUAUGGCUAUAGCUGCUACAUGUCCCUAUUGUAGCACAAUACAUGUACUUGAAUUGAUACAUUUUAUACAGUGUUUGGUCUGCUCAAUGAAGAAGCCAAUCAGUGGAGGUGUGGUGAUGGAGUACAUCGGGUAUUCUGAGGUUUUGAUCUUCUUAGUAUUUUGCUCGCAGCUCUGAUGUUUCUUCUCCUGCUUUGUUCACAUUGACCUGAACACUGUUUGUGGCCCAUAUCCACAGAUCAAUGAUGAGGAAGUGAGUCUGAGGGUGAACACUGAGUUUCAGCAUGGCUACCUGGGAGAGCCUCUAGACGUGGAGUUCACCUUCAACAGGUACCUUCCUGGUUCUGGGUAGGGGUGUGAACGUUUAAACGACAUUGGGAUCAUUAACGUUUAGAAAAAAUCCCUAACCAAAAAAACUUUUUUAUUUUUGUUGUUGUAACGUUAGUAGGAGGAGAUAUGCAUCUUUCAAAUUAUUUGCCACGGACAUAAAGCGAUCCGCACGUCAUCGUCAUUAACAGUUGGAAACAUGGAAGAGUGAGACAGGAAAGAGACAGCAUCAAAGUCCUGUAUGACAAUACUUUGAGAAGUUAAAUGAGAAGGUGAUGAAAUGCAAACUUUGCGAGGUUGAAUUGAGCUACAGUGGCAGUACAGGUGCAAUGCUGAAAGGGAGGCACCAUGCGACCCAACCCGUUGAUGGAAGCAGUGCGAUAAGGGAUGGAGUGAGAAAAUCAGUGCUGAUUACAAAAAUGAUUGUAGUUGAUAUACAGCCAUUGUCAAUACCAUAAAGGCAUAUCUAGAACCAGACUACAAGAUGCCAUGUCGAAAAACCGUGACAGCCCUGAUGGAGAAAUUGUACAAUGGUUGCUCAGCAAGUACAAAGCAAGAGCUCUCAAACACCAUAUGUGGCAUUAACAACAGAUUGUUGGAUGUCUCUGAACACGCUGUCAUACAUCACUGCAACGAGCCAUCACAUUGAUGAGAAGUGGGACUGAAGUCCCAUGUACUGACAACUGAGAACAUGGAGGAGAGGCACACAACAGAGAACCUAAAACGGUAUUAAAACCAUCGUUGCUUAGUAGGUGGGGAACAGCAGUAAGGUGAGCGCCGUCUGGUAGGGUUUCCCCUAGUUACCACAGCCACAAAGUCAAAAUAGGCUAUAUCGUAAAAAUUAAUGAAAACAAAAUGUAUAUUUUUGGUCUUAAUUUAAGGUUAGGGUUAGGCAUAAGGAGGUCAGCAGUGUGGUUAAGUUUAGGGAUAGGUUUAAAAUCAAAUUUUAAGAAGAGAAAUCGUAGAAAAAGGCAGCCUUUAUAACUUUGUGGCUGUGGGAACUAGUGACGACCGGUAGGUAUAGCCAAAACGGAGGUAGACUGAACUGCAUUGCCCCCUAGCAGAACCAUAUCUGAAUUGUGAAUUCACGUCAUUUAAUGCUUUUGUUUAAACAAUAAAAAAAAGUGCAGUUUAAAUGCUAAGAAAUGUUUUCAUUUGUCACAACCCUAGUUCUCGGGAAGGAUCCUUACUGUGUCAGUACAUAAGUGUUGAUCUCUGUUCCUCUAGCAUAGAGAAAGUGAAGGUUUGACAGUAUAUGGAUUAUGAAUAUUAAUAUUUGUGUUGACCAUGAGGCGAUGUCACUUAGAGCUCGACCAGACCAAGCACUUAGGAGAGAGUGGUGAGUUUGGGUUGCAUUUUCUUCUCAAUCCCAUUUCCAAUGUAUUUAUUAUUUCAUCUCACUAUUUCUUCUUCUCAACCCAGAUAACUUUAUUUCCUGUCUGGCAGAGGAGGCUGGUGGGAGGAGCUAUAGGAGGACAGGAUCAUUCAAAUGGCUGGAAUGGAAUUUAUGGAAUGGAGUCAAACAUGUGGUUUCCCUAUGUUUGAUGUGUAUGGUAUCGUUCUAUUUAUUCCAUUCCAGCCAUUACAAUAAGCCCGUCCUCCUAUAACUCUUCCCACCAGCCUCCUCUGCUGUCUGGUCUGGUCCAUCCCUUAUUGUGCGUUCUCUCCUCUUCCCAGUGUUCUUCCCCACAGCCGUGAUGCUUCAGGCCACUCUAUGGACGGGUGAGUGGGGGCCAGAGAAGUCAGACGAGGAGAUAAAAGAGGGGACCCUAUCAAGCAUUUCUGUUGACAUGGUCUCAAAGGCCACACAAACCAAACCAGGUGAUUGAAGCAUUGGGACUCCUUCAUUCUGACAGCCAGUGGCGACCCGUCAUUCAGGGCAGGUGGGGCAGAGCCCCUUGGGUGCUGCCAUAGAGUUACAUUAGAAGUGCCCAUCCAAGAAGACUGAAGGUCAUUGGCCACAGAUAAGAUUAUGUCAAAUCACGUUAUAUCUACAGUAGCUUUGAUUGGACUGAUCAUGUCAACAUCAUACUUUCAAAAUCUUAGCUAGCAGUCAUCAUCAUGAAUCAAGUCGACAAUCUACUGGCAAAUCCUUUUUAAUCUUUGUCUAAUGAAGAGCAAUUAUAGAUAAAACGUAUCGGUGCUCAUCGGCAAUCGGACAUCAACAUUACACAACAAGUUGGAAAUCGCAAAUUGAACAAUGAGUGGUUUGGAAGGAAUCAGUGGCUAACUGCAAGCAUUGCAAAGCAAUCACUAGCCUGCUAUUCAGUGGAGUGGCUGUGUGGUCCCAAAUCUGGGAUUAAGGGUCUCUUUUCCAAGUUUAAAACGAUAAACAUUCAACAUUGGCCAUGCUGACAAUGAAGCAUGAUUUGUGCCGCGCUCAAAACAACUGUUAACUCGGAACUGCAAAAACUUGACUUCAGUGAGUUCAAGACAACUGGGAACUCGGGGAAAAAACGAGCUCCGACUGGGAAAAUACGUUUUGAAUGGUCAUCCAACUCAGAAUUGUAAAUCUGGAAUUCGGGGCUCUUUCUAGAGCUACAACCUGAAGAUCACUGACGUCAUCAUGAUUCAACCUUGUUUUUUUCAGAGUUCCCAGUUGUCUUGAAAGCACCAUAAAUCCAGAGAAUGCCAGACUUUGAUGACAAAAUAUGCCCAUGAAGGACCACUGUGCCACCUUCCUGUUCAAGUGAGCACAGCACCACAAGGUGAGUCCAAAAAUGUAUUGUAUGCUGCUGUAUAAAUGAUGUAAUAUGCCAGGGAGAUAUGUAUACUGUAGCUAAGAAAGUAAUACUAAGUGUAUGCUCUUAUCCUUCUAGACCUAUUUGCUGCCUUUGAUACUGUGAACCAUCAGAUCCUCCUCUCCACCCUCUCCGAGUUGGGCAUCUCCGGCACUGCUCACUCUUGGAUUGCGUCCUACCUGACAGGUCGCUCCUACCAGGUGGCGUGGCGAGAAUCUGUCUCAGCACCACGUGCUCUCACCACUGGUGUCCCCCAGGGCUCAGUUCUAGGCCCUCUCCUAUUCUCUCUAUACACCAAGUCACUUGGCUCUGUCAUAUCCUCACACGGUCUCUCCUAUCAUUGCUACGCAGAUGACACACAAUUAAUUUUCUCCUUUUCCUUCUGAUAACCAGGUGGCGAAUCGCAUCUCUGCAUGUCUGGCAGACAUAUCAGUGUGGAUGUCGGAUCACCACCUCAAGCUGAACCUCGGCAAGACGGAGCUGCUCUUCCUCCCGAAGAAGGACUGCCCGCUCCAUGAUCUCGCCAUCACGGUUGACAACUCCAUUUUGUCCUCCUCCCAGAGUGCAAAGAACCUUGGCGUGACCCUGGACAAUACCCUGUCGUUCUCCACUAACAUCAAAGCGGUGACCCGUUCCUGCAGGUUCAUGCUCUACAACAUUCGCAGAGUACGACCCUACCUUACACAGAAAGCGGCACAGGUCCUAAUCCAGGCACUUGUCAUCUCCCGUCUGGAUUACUGCAACUCGCUGUUGGCUGGGCUCCCUGCCUGUGCCAUUAAACCCCUUCAACUUAUCCAGAACACUGCAGCCCGUCUGGUGUUCAACCUUCCCAGGUUCUCUCAUGUCACCCCGCUCCUCCACACACUCCACUGGCUUCCAGUUGAGGCUUGCGUCUACUACAAGACCAUGGUAGUUGCCUACGGAGCUGUGAGGGGAACAGCACCUCCUUACCUUCAGGCUCUGAUCAGACCCUACACCCAAACGAGGGCACAACGUUCAUCCACCUAUGGCCUGCUAGCUCCCCUACCUCUACGGAAGCACAGUUCCCGCUCAGCCCAGUCAAAGCUAUUCGCUGCUCUGGCACCCCAAUGGUGGAACAAGCUCCCCCACGACGCCAGGACAGAGGAGUCACUGACCACCUUCCGGAGACACUUCCGGAGACCCCCAAAAAUAAAUAAAUAAAUAAAGUAAGUGGUUGUCCCACUGGCUAUCAUAAGUUGAAUGCACCAAUUAGUAAGUCGCUCUGGAUAAGAGUGUCUGCUAAAUGAUGUAAAUGUAAAUGUAGUAAGCUGUUAGUAGCCUAUGUGCCUCACCCUAAUAAUUUGGUCUAUUUUCCCCUCUUAAUUUCGCCCACUGUGUUCUGACUUGGUGGUGCACGUGUAGCCUAUAACCUGUUUUAGAGAAAUGUAAUCAUUGAAUAUUGUAAGAGCUUUCAUUGUCUGCUUAUAUGCCCCCUUUAUUUAUCCUACGGUUCUGACUUGGUGUACAGAGAGAACACUGUAAGAAUGGCCCAUGUUCUGAAUUCUGUCGCUGUACAUUUCAAAACUGCUAAACAAAUAGUUAUAUUGACUACGUCCGUCCUAGCUCGCUCAUUAAUGUCUUAAUCGAAAUUACUGAUUGCCUCUUAUACGCUUGUCGUCCCCUUAUGCCAUAGUUUGUACAUCUCAAUUGUCAGUAGAAACCACAUUUGUUUAAGCAAGUCAGCCAUAUCAGCUAUGUUUUUUUUAAGGCAGUAAAUGAGGCUGAAUGAACUGUUUCACUGCCAUACAAGGCUCCGCUGAUAGCCAGGUGUAGCAGUGGUAAAGUGUUGGGACUGCUGUUGGGACUCUGCUGUUGGGACAGCUUUAUGUAGGCCCUAACAGUUUGUGGGCACUGUUUGUCACUGUUAUAGUGCAAUUAUUGUAUUGUUUAGUGUUGUGUAGUGGCUUUGCUGGCAUGCAUCCCACAUUUUCUUUGCCCCACCAAGAUUUACAUGCUAAAAUUGCCACUGCUGACAGCACAGAUUCUCUAUACACUACAGCUACUGAAGUGCCAUGAACAUAAAUAGCAUCAACUAGGACAGUUCAGUACCUUUGUGAGACUGAUCAAUGAGGGGAAUGAGAAUUGAGCCUCUUUCAUCCUCUCAGAUUCCAGGCUGCCAUCUAAGCCCAUCCCAAUUCCAGGGCAGGUCUUCAACCAGCAGCUGAACCUGUCUCAGAGGGAGGCAGUGAAGCAUAUCCUGGCAAGGGUGUGCCAGCCCACCCAGUACAUCCUGUUUGGACCCUCAGGGACAGGUACUGUACUGUACACUUCUCAACCCAAUGGAUAUCACAACCUUUUACAUUUACAUUUUAGUCAUUUAAAAGACACUUAUCCAGAGCGACUUAGUAAGUGCAUUCAUCUUAAGAUAGCUAGGUGAGACAACCACAUAUCACUGUCGUAGUACAUUUUCCUCAACAAAGAAGUGAUCAGCAAAGUCAGUGCUAGUAGGAAAAGACAAGUGCAAGGUUUAGAUGUUUUAAAUGGGGGGAUAAGAAUGAGAUGUCUUAUUUAAGAUACUUUUCAAAGAGGUAGGGUUUCAGAUGUUUUCGGAAGAUGGGCAGGGACUCUGCUGUCCUAGCAUCAGGGGGAAGCUCGUUCCACCAUUGGGGUGCAAGGACAGAGAAGAGCUUUGACAACCAGACCUGUGUUCAAAUAGUAUUUGUUUUCAUUCAAAUACUAUGACUGUUUGGUUCAGCCUGCCCUGCCUGGAGUGCCAGAUGAGCAGGAGUUGCACGUUUACUAUAUUCCAUUGAUUCCAUUGCAUCUGACAAGCUCAGUCAAGUUUCUUGUGAUUGGUUGUAUUUGGUUAUUUACAACAGUUGCCCUCCAUUCUAGUUCCCAGGAUAAACAGUGAAAUGUAUCCUAUUGCUCCCAUACUGUAGGUAUAUCACCGCCUGCCCAGUAGUUAUGUUCUUGUGUGCACUCCCUCCGACAGUGCUGCUGACCUCAUCUGUAUCCAGCUCCAUGACAGUGGGUUCCUGCACGCUGCCAGCCUGGCCCGCGUCAACGCCUCCUGUUGACAUGAAGAGGUACUGCACCCACCGCCGCCGCCUCAAUCCUAUUUUCUCUACCAGUUUGUGCCUCUGUCUGUAUCUCCUGUAGGCCAUCCCUGAGGUUAUAAGGCAGUAAUCUCGGGCUGGGAAGGACAUCUGACAUGCUUCCUUCCACAGGAUUGUGGUCAGCACCUGUUCCAGCACUGGCAUGUUCUACCAGAAUGGGCUGCGGUAAGGGACAAGAAGAUAACAAGGCUCCUUUAUGUUAAAGGUCCAAUGCAGCCAUUUUUAUCUCAGUAUCAAAUCAUUUCUGGGUAAAAGUUAAGUACCUUACUGUGAUUGUUUUCAAUUAAAAUGGUCUUAGCAAAGAGCAAUUUCUCAAGCAAGAAUUUUGCUAGGACUGUCGGGGAGUGGUCUGAGUGGGGAGGGAAAACGGAAAACUAGCUGUUAUUGGCAGGUUUGGUCUAUUGGUCUAUUAACUAAACUCCAUCCCAUCAAAACAGGCUGAAAUUUUAGGCCGUCUUUUCAAACGGCUCUUACACUAAAACGGCAUUAUCAUCAUUUUCACAAUUUCACGUAUUAUUCCAACCUCAUAGUGUGGAAAUAUACAUUGAGGGAAAAAAGUAUUUGAUCCCCUGCUGAUUUUGUACGUUUGCCCACUGACAAGGAAAUGAUCAGUCUAUAAUUUUAAUGGUAGGUUUAUUUGAACAGUGCGAGACAGAAUAAAAAUAAAAAUAACAGAAAAACGCAUGUCAAAAAUGUUAUAAAUUGAUUUGCAUUUUAAUGAGGGAAAUAAGUAUUUGACCCCCUCUCAAUCAGAAAGAUUUCUGGCUCCCAGGUGUCUUUUAUACAGGUAAUGAGCUGAGAUUAGGAGCACACUCUUAAAGGGAGUGCUCCUAAUCUCAGCUUGUUACCUGUAUAAAAGACACCUGUCCACAGAAGCAAUCAAUCAAUCAGAUUCUAAACUCUCCACCAUGGCCAAGACCAAAGAGCUCUCCAAGGAUGUCAGGGACAAGAUUGUAGACCUACACAAGGCUGGAAUGGGCUACAAGACCAUCGCGAAGCACCUUGGUGAGAAGGUGACAACAGUUGGUGCGAUUAUUCGCAAAUGGAAGAAACACAAAAGCACUGUCAAUCUCCCUCGGCCUGGGGCUCCAUGCAAGAUCUCACCUCGUGGAGUUGCAAUGAUCAUGAGAACGGUGAGGAAUCAGCCCAGAACUACACGGGAGGAUCUUGUCAAUGAUCUAAAGGCAGCUGGGACCAUAGUCACCAAGAAAACAAUUGGUAACACACUACGCCGUGAAGGAAUGAAAUCCUGCAGCGCCCGCAAGGUCCCCCUGCUCAAGAAAGCACAUAUACAUGCCCGUCUGAAGUUUGCCAAUGAACAUCUGAAUGAUUCAGAGGAGAACUGGGUGAAACUGUUGUGGUCAGAUGAGACCAAAAUGGAGCUCUUUGGCAUCAACUCAACUCGCCGUGUUUGGAGGAGGAGGAAUGCUGCCUAUGUCCCCAAGAACACCAUCCCCACCGUCAAACAUGGAGGUGGAAACAUUAUGCUUUGGGGGUGUUUUUCUGAUAAGGAUGACAGGACAACUUCACCGCAUCAAAGGGACGAUGGACGGGGCCAUGUACCAUCAAAUCUUGGGUGAGAACCUCCUUCCCUCAGCCAGGACAUUGAAAAUGGGCCGUGGAUGGGUAUUCCAGCAUGACAAUGACCCAAAACACACGGCCAAGGCAACAAAGGAGUGGCUCAAGAAGAAGCACAUUAAGGUCCUGGAGUGGCCUAGCCAGUCUCCAGACCUUAAUCCCAUAGAAAAUCUGUGGAGGGAGCUGAAGGUUCGAGUUGCCAAACGUCAGCCUCGAAACCUUAAUGACUUGGAGAGGAUCUGCAAAGAGGAGUGGGACAAAAUCCCUCCUGAGAUGUGUGCAAACCUGGUGGCCAACUACAAGAAAUGUCUGACCUCUGUGAUUGCCAACAAGGGUUUUGCCACCAAGUACUAAGUCAUGUUUUGCAGAGGGGUCAAAUACUUAUUUCCCUCAUUAAAAUGCAAAUCAAUUUAUAACAUUUUUGACAUGCGUUUUUCUGGAUUUUUUUGUUGUUAUUCUGUCUCACUGUUCAAAUAAACCUACCAUUAAAAUUAUAGACAUCAUUUCUUUGUCAGUGGGCAAACGUACAAAAUAAGCAGGGGAUCAAAUACCUUUUUCCCUCACUGUAUAUAAAACACAGGAAAAUCACAUUUUUGACUGCACUGGGCCAUUGGUAACCUCCCUCAUUUUUUAAUGGAACAAAUAGUCUGGGUAGCCAUUUGACUAGAUGCUUGUAAAUGUUCAGGAGUCUUAUGGCUUGAGGGUAGAAGCUGUUUAGAAGCCUCUUGGACCUAGACUUGGCACUCCGGUACCACUUGCCGUGCGGUAGCAGAGAGAACAGUCUAUGACUAGGGUGGCUGGAGUUUUUGACCAUUUUUAAGGCCUCCCUCUGACACCGCCUGGUAUAGAGGUCCUGGAUGGCAGGAAGCUUGGCCCCAGUGAUGUACUGGACCGUACGCACUACCCUCUGUAGUGCCUUGUGGUCGGAGGCCGAGCAGUUGCCAUACCAGGCAGUGAUGCAACCAGUCAGGAUGCUCUCGAUGGUGCAGCUGUAGAAUCUUUUGAGGAUCUGAGGACCCAUGCCAAAUCUUUUCAGUCUCCUUAGGGGAAUAUGUUUGGUAUGGGUUCUCACAAUACAAUGUGUAGUAAACUAAUGAACGUUGUUGUUUUCUGGAUGAGGCUGGCCAAGUCACGGAGCCAGAGGCAUUGAUCCCCUAGGGCUUCUGUCAGAGAGAGACAGACAGGUUAGACUAAACAGAGUACACUACAACCACAAUAAAACCUGGAACGCCCUUACUAAGGUGGCGCAACCGUUGGAAAAACAUUGCACAUCACAUAACUGACAGAAAUCAUAAAUGACACUGUAUUUUCUGUUGCUACCCCCACCUUUCACAUAGUUCUGGCUGGAGACCUCCGGCAGCUGGGUCCAAUUGUGAAGUCCACACUGGCGCAGGCGUUCGGCCUUGGGGUGUCCCUGCUGAAGAGACUGAUGGCCAACUCCCUGUACACCAAAGAGAACGGGGAUACAACCCAAUGGUGGUGAGUACUCACAUACACACACACACUCUCCCUGUCAGUGCCAUGAUCAUCAAAAUCAUGCAUAGUGAGUCCACCAACUGAAUAUAGAUGAUGCAUCUUUUUCUACAUAAUGUUUUGCCUUGCAUUGUAAUAUAAUAAUAUGUGCCAUUUAACAGACGCCUUUAUCCAAAGCGACUUACAGUACCUAUGGGUGGCCCCAGCGGAAAUCGAGCCCACGACCCUAGGCGUUGCAAGCGCCAUGCUCUACCGACUGAGCCACACAGGAUCGCAUUGUAAAUAGAUGUCUCCACAGGUUAUUGCAUUUUCAUGGUGUCCUCUCUUCUUCCUCCAGGUGACCAAGCUGGUGUAUAACUACCGUUCCCAUGAGGCCCUCCUGGCCCUGCCCUCUAGACUGUUCUACAGUGGGGCAGCAGUGUGUCUGGGCCCAGAGGGCCGUAGUGGACUCCCUCUGUCACUGGAGCCGUCUGCCCACCAAGGGAUUCCCCCUCAUCUUCAAUGGAGUCAGGGUGAGGGCUCUAUUUGUUUCUCUCGCUCUCUCGUUGUCUUUCUCUGUCCAAAAUAGAAACAAAACAAUGGGAUCUUUCUCAAUAGUCUUUCCUUGAAUCCUUGUGUCUUCGUCCUGUCCUCUGUUCUCCCAUUUCUCAACAUCAGCGUUUUCUCUCCUCCCUUCCCACUGACAUGUUGAGAACAUUUGGACAAAUGCAGGUUUUCCUAUCUGGUCGGCACCGAGCUUGGACGUCGAACACCAAUAAUGCCAGUCAUCUUUCCUUCUCUCAGGGCAUAGAGAUGAGGGAGGGCAACAACUCGUCGUGGUUCAAACCUGGAGAGGUGGUACCGGUGAUGCUGUACUGCUGCCAGCUGGACAAGAAGCUCUACAAUCCUGUAGCUGCCAAUGACAUUAGCAUCAUCACUCCCUACAGGAAACAAGUCAGUAUGGCGUGCACAUUUAGACCGUCAACAGAGGGUACCAUUAUGUUACAGUUUGCUUGUUACUCGCCUAGGAUUGCUGUAAAAAGCUUUAAAAACCCAUAACAAGUUCAUUAUUCUGUCACAACUAGUACAGUGGUCCCUCUCCCUUAACCCUGAACACCGGUCUGAACACCUGAACCUCUCCCCUCUCCUCUCCUCCUCAGUCAGAGAAGAUACAUGUGCUGCUUCACAGGGUGGGCCUGUCUAACAUCAAGCUGGGCUCUGUGGAGGAGUUCCAGGGACAGGAGUUCCUGGUCAUCAUCUUGUCCACG